Molecule: messenger RNA, 381 nt
Organism: Brassica oleracea var. oleracea
Lineage: Eukaryota; Viridiplantae; Streptophyta; Magnoliopsida; Brassicales; Brassicaceae
Exons: 1
Coding region: 1-381 (126 amino acids)
Source: RefSeq, a predicted model, not a curated record
AUGAGUGGGAACCGUAUGUUCUUCCACGAGCUUGACAUCACCAUUAUGGGAAGAGUACGGUUUGGAGAUGAUUCAAGAUUUGAUAUAAUGGGAAAGGGUUCGAUUACGUUUGUUAUUUAUGGUGAAAAGAAGGUCUUGAGGGACGUUUAUUAUAUCCCAGCACUACGAAGCAACAUCAUCUCGUUAGGACAAGCUACAGAGGUCGGCUGCAAAGUAAACUUGAAAGGUGACACGCUCAAGUUACUUGACAGACACGGACAACUAAUGGUUAAGUCAACAAGGGCAAAGAACCGUUUGUACAAGGUCACACUACAAGUAGAACUUAUCGAGUGUAUGCAACUACGGCUGGAGAAGAAACUACAAUAUGGCACACACGCUUAG